GUGCAGGCUCAUUCAUGUGCCUACCUGAAUCAGGGGAAGCUUGAGCUAUUCUCAGAGCUUCAGAGCUUCAGACAUGCAGUCAAACAGAAGCGCAGCGUAUGGGAUUAUGUUCAUCUGUAUCCUGGCAUUAUGGACAGAUUGCGUCCAGGGUGGAUCCAGCUUCCUCAGCCCCUCACAGAAACCCCAGGGAAAGAGUGACAAGAAGCCUUCUCGUGUGGGAAGACGCUUCUCUGAGGUCAUGCCUAACCCAUUCGAGAAGACCCUUGAAGACACGGACAUGAAACACGUCAUGUUCAAUGUCCCUUUUGAAAUUGGGAUUACAAUGACUGAAGAAGAGUUUCAAGAAUAUGGAAAUGUUCUGCAGAAAAUUGCACAGGAUGUGCUGCAAGAGAGUCCCCCGGCGGAGACCACCAUGGAAUCAACUGGGCACAAAACCAAAACUCCCUGGACAGGAUGCCAGUCCAUAGCUGGGUAG
Messenger RNA from Scleropages formosus (Asian bonytongue), 475 nucleotides. It is a transcript of the gene ghrl, whose product is annotated as ghrelin/obestatin prepropeptide. The record is from RefSeq and is a predicted model, not a curated record. Gene Ontology annotation, molecular function: ghrelin receptor binding; growth hormone-releasing hormone activity. NCBI's taxonomy places the organism in Eukaryota, Metazoa, Chordata, Actinopteri, Osteoglossiformes, Osteoglossidae. The transcript is spliced from 5 exons. Gene Ontology annotation, biological process: positive regulation of growth hormone secretion; negative regulation of inflammatory response; gastric acid secretion. The coding region runs from base 74 to 475 and encodes 133 amino acids. Gene Ontology annotation, cellular component: extracellular region.